This is a messenger RNA of Octopus sinensis (East Asian common octopus), 750 nucleotides long. Its product is annotated as GTP-binding protein 2-like. Lineage: Eukaryota; Metazoa; Mollusca; Cephalopoda; Octopoda; Octopodidae. The record is from RefSeq and is a predicted model, not a curated record. The transcript has a single exon. Bases 1 to 750 code for a protein of 249 amino acids. Gene Ontology annotation, molecular function: GTPase activity; GTP binding; translation elongation factor activity. Gene Ontology annotation, biological process: translational elongation.
AUGACUUCCACCACAGCCCCCGUCACCCUCGGCUUCCACACCUCCGAACAAGUCCCCUUCUCUCCACAAUCCCCCAACAUGUCCCCCACAACUGAACUAUUCAGUCAGUCCGACAGAAUGGUCACCCUCAUUGAUUUGCCUGGCAAUCACCGUUAUGUCCGCACUGCCCUCCGAGGACUCACCGGCUACCACCCCGACGUGGGUCUGGUCGUGGUAUCCGAGGACCACAGGACUGGUCUGCCUGUCCACGUCCAAAUUGGAGUGCUUCUGGGCAUGGGAGUGCGCAUAGUCGUGGUCAUCAACAAGAUUGAUAUGCUCAGUCCUGACACUCAGGCAGUCACCGAUAUGUUAGGAGUGCUCGCCUCUCUCGGACUGAAUGGAUGGGAGGUGACCCACUCCUCUCAGUUGGACACAUUCUUUGAGGGUGACCAGUCGGGUGUGCCUGUCAUCCCCCUCUCGUCCUACACGGGCACCAACCUCCACCUCCUCCUUCACUACAUGGCUCUCCUCAGACCCCCCAUCCACCACUAUUCCCACCACGUCGAAUUGAGAAUAGUCAAAGUCUUUCGGGGCAACAAAUUGAUUGUGGGGGGCACUCUCCGUCGGUAUAUCUCCCACGUGAUGUUAGGGGUGUCCUCUCCGUGGGGCAACAGUUGCAUGUGGGUCCCUUUGAGGACGGGAUAUUUCACUCAGUCGUGGUCGACAGUCUCCACCGGUGGAAAGUGCCCUGCAAUACUCUCACCUCGGUGA